Messenger RNA from Triplophysa rosa, 3337 nucleotides. RefSeq lists its product as uncharacterized. The transcript is spliced from 12 exons. The record is from RefSeq and is a predicted model, not a curated record. Lineage: Eukaryota; Metazoa; Chordata; Actinopteri; Cypriniformes; Nemacheilidae. Bases 354 to 2486 code for a protein of 710 amino acids.
GCUAUCAGACGCUGCUCGAGUAAAACUCUCCUGCAGAGUGAUAACUGAUAACGCUUCAGUUCUGAUGAUGACUAAAGUAAUGCUGGGCAAAACAUAUGAAAACUACAUUAAAUGUACAAUGUAGAAGUUGAUUUUUAUUCACAUGCAUUGUGCCGUGCGAUUGACGUCAUUUGCGCUCGUCUGGGAAUCGAUAUACUUCCGGUUAGUAAACAGUAAACAGUUUAGUAUUCCAUUUGUGACGAUACCACCCUUCUAAAAUCCUCACACUACAUGGUAGAGUGCACAGCGCAUAGUUUAAGGGCAUAGUAUCAUUUGGGACACAGCUGUAACAGUCUACAUUUUGCGCCCUAGCUAUGCCUUCCUUGCGCAAAUGCAUAUUACCUGGUUGCAACAAUAUAAAAAACAGCUCGGUCUCGUUAUUUAAAUUUCCUAAAAACGAUAAUGUGAGAAACAAGUGGAUUCAUUUUGUGAAGAGCCAUCUUGAUGGAGAGCUGACGAUCACCACCAACACCCGCCUCUGCAGUGAUCAUUUUACACCAGAUAAUUUUACUAACUUGAAUCAGAGACAACUGGGAUUUACUGACAGUCCGCUCUUACUGGUGAAUGCGGCCGAACCGACUAUCUUCCGUCCCUGCCUUCAUCCUCCUUUUCCGCCGAAAUCUGGUGCCACUGUCGGCAGCGCAUGCUCACCAAUGAGUCCGUCCCUUCCAACAACAAGAGAGAUGGAGUGCCAGUGUGACAGCAUGCAGAAAGUCACCAGAGAAGUUGGAUGUCAGACAGACCGCUUUGUGGGGAAAAGGACCGUAGCCACACAACUGUCUAAAAGAACACUAAACAACAGAAACACUACAGGUUCUCAAGCUACGGUAGCCACGAGGAGUGUUGCUGUGGGCACCUCUACAUCUAAGCUUCUUCCGAUCUGUUCUUCUACUCCAUUUAAGCGAAAGGCGGUAUCGCCUGAAAGACCACCAAAGCGUCCUCUAUUGGAGUUUCCAUCUUUUGAGGAAUCUGAAACCAGUUUUAACAUGGCAGAUCCCGAUGACUGCACCUACCUCCCCAGCAUGUCUGAACUGGUAGACACCACCAGUGAAAAAGCUUCAACCAAGACAUCUCAGGACAUGGUGAAAUACUUGGUAUAUGAGGACCGCCUGCUUGAGCUUUUUAAAAUCUGCCCCACCUGCUCAAGAGUCUGCAAGGCAGUCACAUUUAUAAAAGGAACCUUCCUUUCUGUGACCCAGAAGUGCCUCCACCAGAGUUGUUUAUUCACCAGAGAGUGGAAGAGUCAACCACUUCUAGGCAGCACUCCAGCAGGGAAUCUGCACCUAUCAGCCGCUGUCUACUACACAGGCUCUUCUUUCCUCCAGACUAACAAGGUGCUCAAUGCAAUGCAUGUGAGAACCUUCACCAAAAUGACACAUCGAAAUCAUGUGCAUAACUACAUUCUGCCUUCUGUGCUGCAUAAAUGGCGAUCACAUCAGACCAACCUGCUGGAGGGACUAAAACAGAAACAAAAUGUAUCUCUUGGUGGUGAUAUGAGAGCCGACAGUCCAGGCCAUUGUGCAAAAUAUGGCUCAUACUCCAUGAUGGAUCUCAGCACAAACAAAAUUGUUGAUAUCCAGCUUGUACAGAGCAACGAGGUGGGAAGCAGUGUCCAUAUGGAAAAGGAAGGGCUUAUCCGGAGUCUGGAAUUUCUUGACAGAUCUGGUGUCAAAGUAGCAUCCCUGUUGACAGACCGACACACCCAGGUUAAAAAGUGUCUUCGGGAACAGAAACCACACAUUAAUCACUUUUAUGAUGUAUGGGAUUUAUGUAAAGCACUCACCAAGAAGGUUGAUGCCAUCUCCAAGGAGAAGGACUGCAAAAAGAUCAAAAUGUGGCUAAAGAGCAUCAAAAAUCACCUCUACUGGUCAGCAGGCGGUUCAUCCAGUGGAGAGGAAACGGUGGCAAAAUGGACUUCUCUUCUCAACCACAUCCAGAAUGUGCAUGUCCAUGAAAAUCCACUAUUCCCCAAGUGCCUCCACCCUCCUUCCGCUGACAAAUACAAGUGGCUGAAGCCCGCAACAAAGGCCACCUACAAGCUGGAGAAGGUGCUAAUGAACAAGCGUGUUCUUGGUGAUGUGAAAAAGCUGAGCCCUCUCUACCAAACAUCUUCCUUGGAGGGUUUCCACAGCGUGAUUCUGCGGUUCGCACCUAAAAACGUGGUCUUCUCAUACUUGGGGAUGCUCUGCAGACUUUACUUGGCCGCAUUGCAUUUUAAUGAAAAUCAUGGCCGUACCCAAGCGAGUACUGCAGCAGGAGAACUGCAGUUCCAAAUUAAAUUUCCCAAGGCCAAGAGAGGGGAACAUGUGUCCAUGGUGAAAACCAAAUACACUACUGAAUAUGUGACUGAGCUUACAGAUCUCCUCUUUAACAAGAUCAUCCAUGACCCUGCACCCUUUGUGGCUGAGAUUAAAGCAGUGGCUGUUCCUGGAUUCCUGUGGUCAUAGUAUGUGCGACCUGAGAAAUCAAACGCCUGAUGAUUCUACCCCACUAUCCCCUUCCUAAUAAAUCAUCUGUUUUCUGCCAAUAUUUGGCAGUGUCUUCCAACAUCAUAUCUACCUGCCUCUGUUGCUACGACUUACCUCCUGCCUCAGUCCAUCCCUGCACUACAGCCUCACCAACAUUUUGUAAAACGGUAUCCCCAGCACCAGGAAACAAAACAUCUGUAAGACUGUAAUGAGAAAAUAACAACAAAAUGUCAUGUAAUCAUUUGAUAUUUAUCUAGGAUUGUUUUGGGUAGGUGGUGUUCUGUCUGAUAAUUGCAAUAAAAACCGACAGUGUGGAGUUGUUGUCAAUAUCUGUUGUCUUUGUAUAACAACACUUGUGAUGUAGUAAUUCUUAUGCUGGUGGUGCUAUAAAUAUAAUGUGAAAUAUAUGCUUGUGUUAUCUUUUUAUCAUCUGUCUUAUCUAUGUGUUGGUUGAUUGUAUAGGGUGAGAAGCCCACUUUAAGACAGCUGCAGAAUGAGUCCUACAAGACAGUGGAUGUUGCUCAGGAAGAUGAGGGAUGCACCCAGAUGCCUCAGUUAUUGGUCCAUAUUCAAAAGCUAUUAUGUGUGUGUUGAAUUAUAUUUACUUGUGGAUCUUGUACACCACUUUAUGUAUGUACUGCUUAGUGCUUUAGCCAAAUUGGUGUUAAUUGAGUAUGAUUGUUAAGGUUUGUCAGCACCAAGAUGCCUGCACUUAACCAAAGGUGUAAAAAACACUAAUGAUGAUGUCUUAGUGUUUAAACAUGUACGUUUCUACCUCACCCUCUAGUUGUUAUUAAAGUAAAUGCAUUGUUAUAUUAUAGAGUGCUGGU